Notolabrus celidotus (New Zealand spotty) is the source of this 5724-nucleotide messenger RNA. RefSeq names its product tight junction protein 2a (zona occludens 2) (gene tjp2a). Bases 477 to 4133 code for a protein of 1218 amino acids. Lineage: Eukaryota; Metazoa; Chordata; Actinopteri; Labriformes; Labridae. Gene Ontology annotation, biological process: establishment of endothelial intestinal barrier; cell-cell adhesion; cell-cell junction organization. The record is from RefSeq and is a predicted model, not a curated record. The transcript has 25 exons. Gene Ontology annotation, cellular component: bicellular tight junction; plasma membrane. Gene Ontology annotation, molecular function: cell adhesion molecule binding.
ACCUGCAGCUUCUAAUUUCCGUUGCUUCUAAUAACCGGUCAUAAACUGAGUCACCAUAUCACAUUUAGGUUACAACAUGAGUGACUCAGUGUAAUGUCACCACCUGCCGCACCCAACAGGCCUCACAUGCGAAACUCCAGCAGACCUGAACACCUGCAGCCUCUAAGCCACGCCCACAUACCUGCGAGAACCAGGAAACCACACAGACAGGACCUGAGGAGGAAUUAAAACACUCGUCUGAACGCUGUCCCGUGGUAACCCUCAUCGUCCUCUUAUCUUUUUUUAAAUCUUCUUCUACUUUUUGGACUUACCUGAGACCUCUUACACCCGGAGAGGAGCAGAGUUUCACUUGGGAACAGCCUGGCACUGACCAGACCAGCACUGAUCUGCUCAAGUCCGGCCGCAAGUUCUGCUGGUCCAGAGAAGCCCAGUACCUGUAUCUACGCCGCCUCUCUUCACGUAGCUACUCGGCUAUAAUGAUGAACCCGGUCAUGGAGGAGACCGUGUGGGAGCAGUACACCGUGACCCUGCAGAGGGAUCCAAAGAUGGGCUUUGGGAUCGCGGUGUCAGGAGGUCGGGACAAUCCCAACGAUGACAGCGGGGAGACGUCCAUCGUGGUGUCUGAUGUCCUGCAGGGAGGACCUGCUGAUGGCUUGUUGUUUGAGAAUGAUCGAGUGGUGCAGGUGAACGCCAUCACCAUGGAGGGAGCCAUGCACUCCUUCGCCGUGCAGACACUCAGGAAAUGUGGCAAAGUAGCAAAAAUUACGGUCAAGAGGCCGAGGAAAGUUCCCGUAAAUGUCUUGAACCGUCCUCCAUCCCCUGACGACAGAGUCUUCAACACUGAUUACAAUGAUGACUACAACUACGACCAGGACCGCCGCAGUGUGUACAGCGGGCGGAGCGGAGGGCGAGACCACAGCAUGGAGAGGGAGCGGGGCGGAGGAGGCUACAUGGAUUCUGGCUACCAAACACGAGAGCGAGAAUACGACAGGGACUAUGACCGGCGGGAACGUGGCAGGAGCACAGAGAGAGACCUGAGCCCAGACCGGCAGUACAGAAGAGACGGCAGCAGAGGGCGCGUACUAGACAAAGAACGCAGCCCGGAACGGCGCUACAAGAGUGAGCACAUGCUGGACCGUGAGCACAGCCCGGACAGGAGGUACAACAGAGACCACAGUCCUGAUCGGCGCUACCGCAGCGAGCGCGCUCUGGACCGGGAGUACAGCCCGGACAGACGCUACCGCAGCGAGCGGACGUUAGACCGCACUGAUAGUCCAGAUCUGCGCAACAGACGGGGCAGCCACAGCCCAGCAAGGGGCCAUGGACGAGAACGCAGCUUUGAGAGAGGACGGGAACGCGCCCCCUCUGACCCAAGAAAGUACGACGAGCCAGUGAAGCGGGCUGGGAGUAGAGACCGCCUGGAUCGCACGCCGUCACCUGCUGCGAUGCCAAUCCCUCUUCCCCGCCCAGUCCGGGAGCCACUGGAGCCACUGGAGAAACCUCUGAAUGUGCUGCUGCUGAAGAACCGGCCCAAUGAAGAGUAUGGUCUUCGUCUGGGCAGCCAGCUCUUCAUCAAAGAGAUGACCAGCACAGGACUGGCCAGCAGAGACGGGAACCUGCAAGAGGGAGACAUUAUAUUGAAGAUUAACGGCACAGUGACAGAAAACCUUUCCCUUUCUGACGCUGGAAAGCUGAUUGAGAAGUCUCGGGGGAAGCUGCAGCUGGUGGUACAGAGAGACAGACGGCAGGUGUUGAUCCGAGUCCCUCCGAUGGUUGACAGCGACUCUGAGCUCGAUGAUAUCUCCGAAAUAGAGUCGUACCGCUCCUACUCUCCGCAGGAUGACAGACGAGGGCAUCACUCCGACCUCUCUUCCCACUCGUCCAAUGAGAGGCUCAGAGACAAGCCCAGGGAAGAACCACCCAACAGGCUGGCAAAGAUGGGAGCCAUGCCAACACCAUUCAGACCUCCCGACAGAGCAGCUGAAGACACGCUUCCUGUGCAGGCAGAGAGGCAGGAGCCACGAUCAGAAACACCACCAGCGGUCCCAGUGCACGCUGUAGCCCCAAAGCUUCACGCUCCCCCGAAGGUGCCACAAAAACCAAGCAUAGAGGACCAGGAAAUAUACGGGCCAAACACGGUGAUGGUUAGAUUCCAGAAAGGAGACAGUGUUGGAUUGAGGCUGGCCGGGGGAAACGAUGUUGGUAUCUUCAUCGCAGGAGUUCAGGAGGAUAGUGCAGCUGAGCAGGAGGGACUCCUCACAGGAGAUCAGAUUAUGAAGGUAAACAACAUGGAUUUCAGAGGCAUGGUGCGGGAGGAUGCUGUCCUCUACCUGCUGGAGGUCCCCAAAGGAGAGGAUGUCACCAUUCUAGCUCAGAGCAAACCUGAAGUGUACAAGGACAUUUUAGCAUCCGGCAGAGGGGACUCCUUUUUCAUCAGGACCCACUUUGAGUACGAGAAAGAGGUUCCUCAGAGCCUUCCCUUCGGCAGAGGAGAAAUCUUCAAAGUGACCGACACGCUGUACGAUGGGAAACUGGGAAACUGGUUGGCCAUCCGCUCAGACAAAGACAACCAGCUGCUGGAGAAAGGAAUCAUCCCCAACAAGAGCAGAGCAGAACAAAUGGCAAACGUGCAGAACGCAGCCCGGGCAGCAUCAGGCAACGACAGAGGAGACUUCUGGAGGCUGAGAGGUCAAAGGGCGGCAAAGAAGAAAGACUUACGCAAGAGCCGGGAGGAUCUGAGUGCAGCUCCAGUCACCACACGGUUCCCUGCCUAUGAGAGAGUCGUGCUGCGUGAAGCUGGAUUCAGAAGACCUGUGGUUAUAUUUGGACCCAUUUCUGAUGCUGUGAAUGAUAAACUGGCCAAUGACAUGCCCAACGAGUAUGUCGUCGCCAAAACGGAGCCCAAAGAUGCAGGAAGUGAGAAAUCCUCUGGAGUCGUGAGACUGAACACCAUCAGACAAAUCAUCGAACAGGACCGUCACGCUCUCUUGGAUGUGACUCCUAAAGCCGUGGACACUCUGAACUACACUCAGUGGUAUCCCAUCGUCGUCUUCCUGAACCCCGACAGCAAACAGGGCGUCAAGACCAUGAGGAAUCGCCUCCUGCCUGGAUCCAGCCGCAGCGCACGCAAACUGUACGAGCAGGCCGUGAAGUUGAGGAAGACCUGCUCACACCUCUUUACUGCCACUGUUGACCUGAACUCCUCCAAUGACGCGUGGUAUGGUAGUGUGAAAGACACCAUUCAGGAGCAGCAGGACAGAGCUGUGUGGGUGUGUGAGGGCAAGCUGGAAGGCUCAGAGGAGGACCUGGACCUCCAUGAUGACCGCAUGUCCUACCUGUCAGCAAUGAGUGCAGACUACCUGAGCAUGGACAGCCGCCUGACCAGCGACUAUGAAGACACAGCGGACGAGGGCGGGGCUUAUACUGACAACGAGCUGGAUGAGACAUUGGAUGAGCCUCAGCCUGUGUCGGCCAUCAGUCGAUCAUCGGAGCCUGUGAUGCCAGACGAGAAGCCUCACCCUGAACCUCGGGCUCGUUUGAGGUCAGGCAGCAGAGACCUAAUGCACAGAGAGCCCAGCCCUCCCCCCUCUUUUGUUCCUGAGCCCCCCAAGGUGCGGGCUCAAACUCGGACCGACUCGUCGCGGAGCUACGACUCUCACUCCAGCAGCACCAUCAGCAGCGACGCAGCGGGCGGGAACAAGCCAGCUCCGCCUCCUGUGGCUCUGAAGCCCAGCCUCACUCGAGUCAACCAGACGUCAGAGGAGCGGAGCCCGGAGCUGGAGGACCCUGCCAACAAAUCCUUCCUGGGAAAGAUCAAAGCUUUUGAGAAGAUGGAUCACCUGGCCCGAGCUCAGAGGAUGUUGGAGCUGCAGGAAGCAGAAAACGCUCGACUGGAAAUCGCCCAGAAGCAUCCGGACAUCUACGCCGUCCCAAUCAAACCGCCAAAGCCCAACCUCAACCGUCCUCAGCCUAUAGGUUCCAGCUCCAACCCCGAGCAGCAGACUCCUUUCAGGCCACAUUACUCAGAGAGCAGAGGACACGAGGACGAGGAGGCCGAGUACCGCCGACAGCUGGCCGAGCAGACCAAGAGAGGAUACUACAACCCUCAGAAAUACAAAGACACAGAGCUGUAGGCCGGGGAACCAGGAAGUGACAUCAGGAUUCCUCACUUAUAAUCACUACAAGCAGAGUUUGAUGUAAGGACUUAUUUUUGUAGUAAGCACCCGGAUGAGACGGGAACUUCACCUCACAGCUUUAUGUUAGAUUUCACACACAGUUUACACACACGCACACACACACGCACACACACGCACACACACACACACACACACACACACACACACACACACACACACACACACACACACACACAUCUUAAACAGAAACAGUUCUGACUGGACUUUUCACAAACCGGAUAUUUCAGUGUAUAUAUUCUUUUAUUGUCUGCAGAGGUUUUUGUUACAUGUAUGGUUUUACUUUCCCCGAUCCACAAACCCUAGCAACAGUUUUUGUCUCUCAUCAUCACCAUCACUCGUGUCUCACAGCUCAGCACACUUUCUCUAGAAGAUAAACACCUUAUUCUAAAAAGCAAGAGGCUUUACUUUACUACUGCUACUACUACUUUUUUGAAGGUUUGUCAGAAAUGUAGAAAACUGUAGAGGUAAAAAUACGUUUUCAUUUGAUCAAUAUUUAUGAUUUGUAGCAGAUUAUUCCUCUCCAGAUCACAAGAGAUAGAAUAUUCUGUUUAUUCAAAAGAAAAAAAACAUUAUGUAAAAAAUCUGACUACAAAAAAAGCUGAAACAUCGACUUGAAGAAAAGUUCUGGUACAAAUUUGCACAAAGAUUCUUCCUGAAAAAUUGAAAUCCAGUUAAAAUUGAAGUCUUUGUUCCACGCCUGCUUGCUUUGACUCUUCAAAGAUCGCCAGGUGAAUAUUUCUCAGACAGAAAGAUGCUUUGUACAGAAUGUCUGCUGUGAGGUUUGGUCCUCCCCUCCCUUGUUUCAAGAAGAGUUUCUCAUUCAUAAAUUCAGAGCAGCUUGUGCAGCUGCUCUGAUUUCACACACUUGUCGACAUCGUCUUCACACCAUCUUGCCAAGUUUUCUCUGAUUUAUUUUACACCUUUAUUUUCCUCAUUGGACAUUUAUUGUUUCAUCAAAUUGUGAAAUAUGUGUUCAUUUUGGGAAGCGGCAUAUUGAUAAGUGCCUUGUAUUUCCUUUGAUAGUUCUAAUUAAACCUAAACCGAGUCACAGACAAAAAUAAAAAGUCUGUUAAAGUGAAAAAGAAGUCUUUAUGAACAGGUUUAUUUGACUCUUUGCCCUCGUGUGAAUCUAAUGCACUUUCCUCCAUCAGUGAGGUUGUGCCGGUGCCUGUAAAGGAUUGCUGUUUUAGUCAUAACGGCACAGAUAAUGUCACAGAUUUACUGCUCACGUGAGGAGGUGAAGAAGCUGGAUUGAAGGCUUCAGCAGAGCGUCUCUCUGAUGAGUCCAGCAGUUUGUGUUCCCUUUGUUCUCGGCGUCCGACCGCAGACAAUCACAUCGUUAUUGUGUGUAUGUUUUUAUAAACUCUGUCAAGUCUUUGUACACUGGAGCAUCUGGAAUGUGGUGAAGACAAUCAUGUUGUUUGAUCUAUUUCUUUUUAAUGUUAGUCUGUGAUUAUGUUCUUUUUUUUUUUUUAGUUUGUGAUCUUAGUGUUACAGAAAAUAUUCAAAUAAAUAAAUCUCUUUUUUA